GCUCUGAACAACCGGAUUAUAUAAACAUCAAAUAUGCGUUCAUUAUACUAGUUAAACAACAUAUCCUUCCCAUAAUUUCAGAAAUACAUAUUAUGGGCUUAUUGUGUAACAUAAAAUCUAAAAGAAAAUUGGCACUGAUUUAUUACAUUACAUAUAGCCUAAUAUCUGUCAAAACACCAGCUAUAGGUGUUGAAAAUAUCACAUCGUUAACAAGAAAACGUGUUGUUGUCCAUGUCCGCCACCAUGUGGAUGAUGUCCUCCGCCAUGACCAUGAUGAGCAUGAGGGUGAUGUCCUCCGCCAUGACCAUGAUGAGCAUGUGGGUGAUGUCCUCUACCACCGUGACAAUGCCCUCCUCCUCCACCUCCAUGAUGAUGCCCACCGCCACCAUGACAAUGCCCUCCUCUUCCGCCAUGGUCAUGUCCUCCGUGAUGUCCUACGCCAUGACCAUGACCAUGUCCAUGUCCUCCAUGAUGUCCCACACCGUGGGGGGGAGUAUGAUGAUGAUUUCCGUGGUGAGACAUUUUCUCAAGUAUCGCUCAAAUCAAAGCUCAGGAAGUGAGUU
Molecule: messenger RNA, 563 nt
Organism: Quercus lobata
Lineage: Eukaryota; Viridiplantae; Streptophyta; Magnoliopsida; Fagales; Fagaceae
Product: urease accessory protein UreG-like
Exons: 2
Coding region: 93-560 (155 amino acids)
Source: RefSeq, a predicted model, not a curated record